Messenger RNA from Colletes gigas, 3627 nucleotides. RefSeq lists its product as uncharacterized. The transcript has a single exon. The record is from RefSeq and is a predicted model, not a curated record. NCBI's taxonomy places the organism in Eukaryota, Metazoa, Arthropoda, Insecta, Hymenoptera, Colletidae. The coding region runs from base 1 to 3627 and encodes 1208 amino acids.
AUGUCGACCGAAAUAAGAACGUUAGUGAACGAACUGCGCAUUGUGAAGGCGUCGCUCACGCGCUUAAAAAACUUCUUUGCCGAGUCAGGUACCAAGGCGUCGGUAGGGGCUCUAAAAAAACGGUUAGAGGCGAAUGCGGGGCUUUACGAGAAUUUCAAUAAUAUUCAGACUAAAAUCGAGCUUAUCGUGAUGGGUACUGAUCAAGAAGCCGCGCAUGAAACGGUACGGGAGCAAUUCGAGUCGGUCUAUUUUAAUCUAAUGGCGGACAUAGAGGAGCAUCUCGCCGCCUCGCAACCGCCUCAACACCGGGAAGCAUCGGCGAGCCCCCAAACAACACAGGGGUCUUCGCAACCGGCCAUAAAACUGCCGGUUAUUCAGUUACCGUCGUUUGACGGCAACUACAAUGGGUGGUUAAAAUUCCGGGAUACGUUUUUGUCAUUGAUACAUAACAACGAGUCAUUAUCCGACAUCCAAAAGUUCCACUAUUUGGAUUCCUCGUUAGAGGGCUGUGCGGCACGUAUCAUCCAAUCGUUAGGCAUCUCAGACGCCAAUUAUAAAAUAGCGUGGGAAACGUUGAACGCACGGUUUCAAGAUUCAACGGCACUAUUGCGUCAUCACGUGCACGCACUUUUAGACAUCACUCCUGUAAGGAAGCACGCUGCAAGCGGGUUAAGGGAAUUCUUGGAUGACGCGAAAAAUCAUUUAUUCGCGCUAAAAUCACUCGGUGAGCCAGUUGAUAAGUGGAACACACUGAUUGUUCCGAUGCUAGCCAGGAAGUUAGACAUAGUCUCGGUUAGGGAAUGGGAGAAAAGAAUUACGACACCGGAGUCGAUCAAUUUUAGACAUUUCGCGGAGUUCUUAGAGGAAAGGGCGCGAUACCUCGACAAUGUCAGUAUUGCUGCACCGGCAGCAGCAGAAAGGGUCGAACGGCGGCCGCCCGGAGCAGGUAGCCGGUGGCCAAAUAAGGUAACGGCGCACGUUGCCAAUACGUACGCGCGCUGCCCGGCAUGCACAGGUAACCAUGCGCUACAUAAGUGUUCCAAAUUUCGGGAAUUAACCCUGGCAGAGAAACGGGAAUUAGUUCGGACCGCGCGACGAUGUUACAAUUGUUUAGAAGCAACCCAUCAGGUACAGGACUGCACGCGGCAAAACUGUAACCGGUGUGAUAAAAGGCACCACACGCUAUUGCAUCGCGAAGACCCAAACCCGGUUCACACUGCAAACAUCGGGAUCACAGAAUCACCUAGUCGGCCAUCAACCACUUGCGUUUCAAAUAUCGCGAGCGAUCAGAGAGACUACACCCUAUUAACAACAGCGGUCGUAUACGUAAGGGAUAGUCGCGGGCAGAAACAUGAAUGUCGGGCGUUAUUAGAUUCCGGGUCGCAGGCAAACUUCGUUACUCGCGACUUUUGCAAAAAAUUAGGUGUAAUUCCGACUCCAGUCCAAGCGACGGUCGCAGGGCUGGGCCAAAUUCCAAAUUCGGUUAAGGGAAGGGUCGCGGUCAAAAUCUUCUCCCGAUGCAAUAGUUUCCGUACGGAGUUAUCGUGCCUGGCUAUAGAGACCAUAACAGAAGACAUGCCUAACGUUCCCAUCAAUAGGAAAAAUAUUCAAAUACCGUCAAACAUAGCUAUGGCGGACCCGUAUUUUGAUACUUCCAAAAGGGUUGACCUGCUAAUCGGGGCAGGUUUGUUUUGGAGGCUAUUGUGUAUCGGUCAACACAAAACCUCCGCUCAGCUAGUAUGGCAGAAAACCCAGCUCGGGUGGGUACUCGGGGGAAACCUGACCUGGCCGACGGUGAGUGAGUCAGGCGUAGUUCGAUGCAAUCUCGUCACGAAUAACGAGCUCGCGAGUAAGAUAGAAGAAUUUUGGAAGGUCGAAAGCCUUGAAACGCGGAAACCGGACAUAGACAAUUGCGAAAGUCACUUUGCGGCUACCACACGUAGAGAUAAACACGGACGGUACAUUGUACGGAUACCAUUCAAGGACACGGUUAGCAGAUUAGGGAAUUCCCGGGAACAAGCCGAACGGCGGCUAUAUUCGUUAGAAAAAAGGUUAAGCAAACAGCCGAGUUUACGUGCAGAAUACGUUCAGUUCAUGGAAGAGUAUGAAAAAUUCGGACACAUGUCGCGCGUGCCUAUAUCCGAAAUUUGCGGCGAAAUGUCAUAUUACCUGCCGCACCACGCGGUCAUAAAGGAGACAAGCACAACCACCAAGGUUAGGGUCGUGUUCGAUGGGUCGGCGAAAACUUCCUCGGGCCUUUCAUUAAAUGAUACGCAGUACGUAGGACCCACCGUCCAAAAUGAAUUAUUUUCGAUUUUAGUGAGGUUCCGACAACACCGGUACAUUCUUUCCGCGGAUAUUGAGAAAAUGUACCGUCAAAUUUUGAUUGAUUCAAAGGAUAGGCGGUUGCAAAAGAUUCUAUGGCGUUCCAGUCCAACCUCUCCAGUAACAACUUUCGAGUUAAACACUGUCACUUACGGGACAGCAUCUGCACCAUUUCUGGCAACGCGAGUCUUACGGCAAGUUGGACUUGACUGCGCCCAAACAUAUCCAAUUAUCAGUAAAAUACUUAUUAAUGAUUUUUAUGUGGACGAUUUGUUGACUGGAACGCAAACAAUCACCGAGGCGAUAAGGGUUAGAAAAGAACUUUCCGCGAUUUUAGCUCAGGCGGGUUUUCAAUUGCGGAAAUGGGCAACAAACUGCCCGUCCAUUUUACGGUCAGAAGCAGAUACACCGACCGAUAAGGAGUUUCAUACGGACAAGGAUCCAAAGACACUCGGUCUGUUAUGGUCUCCUGCAGACGAUAGGCUUAGAUUCUCUGUUACGGAACGUAUGCAUAAACGGGUUACAAAAAGGACGAUCUUGUCAGAAAUUGCUCAAAUCUUUGAUCCGUUGGGUUUAAUCGGGCCAGUAAUCGUACGGGCAAAAAUUAUAAUGCAAAAAUUAUGGCAAGGGCAAACGGGAUGGGACGAAGCAGUCUCCCAAGAAUUGCAUACGCAAUGGGCAGAAUACCGCAAUGAAUUAAGACAGGUAACUACCCUACAAAUUCCGCGAUGCGUAGUAGGAAAACGGUCUGUUCGCGUCGAACUACACGGGUUUGCGGACGCCUCGGAAAAGGCUUACGGUGCCUGCGUUUACCUGCGGUCCCAGGGUACGUCAGAUAGAUGGGAAUCAAGGUUAGUGUGCGCAAAGUCCAGGGUCGCGCCUUUAAAAUCCAUAUCUUUGCCGCGACUAGAGCUUUGCGGGACACUGUUGUUAUCGCAAUUAAUGAACAAGGUCAGGUUGUCACUCACGUUACGGAUUAACGAAGUGGUUUAUUGGUCAGACUCUACGAUCGCCUUGGCUUGGAUACAAGGUCCAUCAAGUCGAUGGAAAACGUUCGUAGCCAAUAGGGUUACAGAAAUUAAUGAUUUAACAAGCGGACAUCAAUGGCACCACGUUAGAUCGCAGGACAACCCUGCAGAUCUGAUUUCUCGCGGAACGACUCCCACAUUAUUGGCAGCCACUGAUCUUUGGUGGUCAGGUCCAUCUUGGUUGACAAUGAAUCAGAAACAUUGGCCCCAGUCGGUGAUCGAAAAAAUUGUCAAUGUUUCGGCCGCGAAGCUGCUAUGCCCUCGUGCUCUGUAG